Molecule: messenger RNA, 1983 nt
Organism: Centruroides sculpturatus (bark scorpion)
Lineage: Eukaryota; Metazoa; Arthropoda; Arachnida; Scorpiones; Buthidae
Exons: 2
Coding region: 1-1983 (660 amino acids)
Source: RefSeq, a predicted model, not a curated record
AUGUUGAAACAAAAAAACUUGAAUUUUCAACUUAAUCUAGAAAAACUGUUUAAUGAAGAUCAGUUGAAGCAGUUAGAACGUGGCAAAAAUGGUAAAACUGUUUGGAGUAUAGACACUUUACUGUCUGCAUUUAGAGCUCGUUUUGCCCUUGGAGUACGUGGAUACCAGUAUCUUAAAAGCACUGGAUAUCCACUACCUAGUAUUUCAACUUUAAAUAAAAAACUACAUGGCCUAAAUUUUUGUCCUGGAAUUUUAACUUGUUUGUCGCCAUAUUUACAACAAAAAGUGUCAUCGAUGAAACCGGUUGAAAAAAUCUGUGCAAUAUCUUUUGAUGAAAUGGAAGUUCAGGAGGCACUAGCUUAUAGUAAACAGUAUAAGUCUUUUCUUGGACUAGUAACUUUUGGGAACACUUCUGUAAAAGCAAAUCAUUUAUUAGUGUUCCUCAUCAGAGGCCUCUCAACAUCUUGGAAACAAAUUAUUGCCUACCAUGCAACUGCAUCUUCAACAAAAGGUGAAGAUAUUAAGAAUUUUUUGUUUCAUGUAAUUGAACACUUGAAAGCUAUUGGCUUAAAUGUGGUAGCCGUUGUGUCAGACAUGAAUUCCUGCAAUGUGUCCUUUUGGAAUGCUGUCAAUGUGAAAGUAAAUAGAACUACAAGAAGAACUUAUUUUGAAUGGAAUGAUGGAAGUGUAAUAAACGUGUUUGCUGAUCCUCCCCAUCUUUUAAAAAAUAUGUGGAUGUCACUUCAAAACAAUAUAGUGAAACUAAGUCCAGAUAUUCUUGAAAAUGAAGGACUACCAUCAUCUGAAGUAAAAUUUGCACAUGUAGUGAACCUAUGGGAGCUGCAGAGAAAAGAUGAUUUAAAACUGUUAUAUCAUUUGGAAGAAGGUGACAUCAGACCUUCUCAUUUUCAAAAAAUGGAUGUGGGAAGAGCUGUUAGAUUCUUUUCAGUGAAGACUGCUGCAGCAUUAGAAACUGCAGUUGCUUUAAAACUUUUACCACCAGAUGCACUUUCUACAGCUUGGUUUGUUCGCCUUUUUUGUCAAUGGUUCCAAAUAAUGAGUGCACGUACACAAUUAAAAUCUGUCACUGCUAAUAAUUUUGACACAAAGAAAAAACUAAUGGACUCGUUUGUUGAAGUAAUAUCAACAUUAGAAUUUGAUAAAGGGUGGAAACCUGUACAAACUGGUACCAUAUUAAGCACAAUAUCAUUAUUGAAAGUUUGUGAACAUUGCUUUAAAAAUGAUUACAAGUUUGUGUUGGGCAGUAGACUCACCCAAGAUGCUCUUGAGAACGUUUUCUCAACAAUAAGAAGCAAAACUAAGUCAAUGCCCACUAUAUUAGAUUGUGUAACUGCCAUUAAAUUGGUGUCUGUUGCACAGUUUCUUGAAAAAGAACCAAACUUGAAGUCAGGAUAUGCACAAGAUAAUGAUCACAGUUUAUUAAACAUUUUGGAUCCAAAAGAAAGACAAGCUGAACCUCAACACACACAUUUUGAUGACAAUGUGACAAAGAGGCUAAAAAGUGCCAUUGAAAUGAAUGAUAACACAAAUGUUGUUCACAAGAAUUCACUUUUUUAUAUUGCAGGUAGCUGUGUCCACUCUUUAAUGAAAUCAGCUUGUAAUGACUGCCAAGCAGAAAUGACAGGUGAUGUAGAUGACCUAACUAAAGCAGGACAAGAUAGCCUUCUUUUGGAAUAUACAUCAUAUGGGGGGUUAAUAUAUCCCAGCAUGAAAGUAUAUAAUAUUGUGAAGGCAGCAGAUGCUGCCUAUACAGAAAUUCAAAUGGAAUUACUUCAAGGAAAAUAUCAUGCAGAUGAUGAAUUUGUAAAUAUUGUCCUGAAGUACUGCAAGACAACAUUACCUUCAUGUUGUGAGGCAUUAUCUCGAGACCAAUCAUUGCGAAUGAACGAAGUGGACGGCAGUUUGUUUGUUAAAUCGGAAGAUCGUCUUGGACAACUAUUUGUUUUCGGCACAGUAAUGUAA